Messenger RNA from Puccinia graminis f. sp. tritici CRL 75-36-700-3, 1635 nucleotides. RefSeq lists its product as uncharacterized. NCBI's taxonomy places the organism in Eukaryota, Fungi, Basidiomycota, Pucciniomycetes, Pucciniales, Pucciniaceae. The record is from RefSeq and is a predicted model, not a curated record. Bases 1 to 1635 code for a protein of 544 amino acids. The transcript has 3 exons.
AUGCCUGGCUACAGCGAUACCACCGAUUCCUAUGACCAUGAUGGGUCUUUUCAUUCAUAUCGAUCAGGGUCUCCGCUCGCUCAUGGCUUUCCAAAUGCUGCCCAACUCCCACCGGCUUCCCAAUUGUACACUCACUCAAUGCCUCCGACUCGACGUUUGAGUGAGUAUCCUCCACCCGCAUCCCAGGCGCCUUCGGUGUUUUGCAACUGGCCGGCCAAUCCGCAGGCUCCCAACGGACCGGCUGUUUCAACCCCCACGGCCUGGAAUGACAGCUCUCCCGAUCAAGAUCAGCCCCGCCUUUCGCUGGCUCACCACCACGGUCCCACUUUGGCCCAUCAAGUUUUGCCGGUCGAGAAGGGGCAGCAGUUACCCACCUUAGGGCUAUUUUCAUCCGGUCGACCACCGUUACCACGUUCGCGCAUGUUCCAGUGCGAUAUCACUUUUCUGAUCUACUGUGCUAAAAAGAAUAAGCAGAAGAAGACCGUUUGGACCUCCCUCAAGUCGGACGUCGACAUGUCGAUCUCAUUUGACUGCCAGACGAUAAACUUGAACCAAUUCCAACAUCUUGUGUCAACCGAAUGCACCGGCCCUUACCCAAAGUUACCGGAAUUGCUUGAGCAUUGUACACACUCGUCUCCACCUUCCAUCCGCUGGGUUGGGUACAUGGGCCGAAAUCCCAAUUGGCUCAAGACAGGAUCCCAAUCGGUUGCGGAUCCCCCUACCUUUUUGGCCUGGAUACAAGAAAUCAUCAAGUCGGGGGUGAAGAAGGGUGGCGUGUACCUCAAGAUGGCCAACCCCAGUAACGAGAAAAAACUUGCCGCAAGCAACGAUUCGAUUGCAGCGACUGUGCAACGUCAUGAGGCCCAAGUGGCCACGGCCAGGGCAGCGUUUGGAAGCCAACCGGUUCCCUCAGGGGCUGCAGCUCCCUCAGAGUCCCAGGCCAUUGGGCAGGGCCUCUUUGAUUUGAAUGAGGACGCGGAGGACUCUUGUGACAAGGCGUUUGAUGCGCGGAAGAUCAUCGAAGAGGACAUUUUCAAGAAGUACAUUGGGAACGUUGGAGUCGACGCGAGACAUACGGUAUACCCUCACCCAACGGAUGUCAAUCGUUAUAUCAUCCUGACAUCGGGCAAUGUGGCCUCCUGGGCAAGAGCUAUUCAAGCAAAGGAGUGUGGGGUCAGUUUGACCUCGCCACCAAGGUGUCUCAAGUAUUACCAUCAGAAAACUCGUGCUUCCAAUCUGUCGCAAGCGCGGGGGGGCCCUCAGCCAGCUGAGGUCCCCUCAAGCACCUCGGAUGUGAUGGCAAUGACUCCGGAGAUGGUCUCGGAGGUGGUCGAAAUAUGUCACCAGACUUUGGCGCGGAAACGGCCGCACUCACCUUCUUUGUCGGGCUCCCCGGUUGGGGUGGCUCGUGGUGAAGGCGAGCUUGGUGAUUACCUCGACUUUGCCGGCAUUGCGAAAAAGGAGGAAACCUUGGGAGUCUUGGCUCGUCAUGGGGUUGACUCGUACGAUAUGUUUCAAGAUGGUUUCAUGACCCCCGACCAGCUGAACACCCUAGGUCUUCCGGUGGGGACUCUUGCAAAACUCUGUCGGAAUGUUGCUCGAUACGAACAAAGCCUGGCUUUCCCAAGAGAGUGA